GGUUUGUUAGCUUGCCUGUUUUGUACCCCUGUGAAAGCUGAUAAAGGAAAAGAGGGUGAGCUCUUUUAAUUUUCAUCUCGUUCGUUUUGUGAAGGCGCCGUUUCUUUUAAUAGAGAACUUUAUAUUCGAAGACGAGAACGACAAGUUUUUUUCCCCGGAAAGCUUCAUUGUACUUUGGAUUCACUAAAAAAGUUAGCACUGUUAUCUUUAUUGAAGGAGGUUAAGCCCUCUCCCGAUAGUUAAAACUUCUAUUAUUAGACAACUUGUUUCCGCCAUUACGACAUUCUAGCUAAAACGCGUCGUAGAAUGACAACCGCUACCACGUUUUUUUCUGCCAAAAUGACGCUGGUUCACGUGCGAACACUUCUAAGUAUAGUCGUAGUCGUUCUCGUCUUCGAAUCUAAGGGUCUCUUUUAACAAACCGGCACUACAACUUUCGUUUUCGUGAAUCAAGAGAUUUAACAUUCUCUUUAUUCUCAGCUGAUUCCACCAAAGAUCAAACUCAAGAUGGGGGGAGCCACAAGCUAGGUAGGAUUUUUCUUUCCUCAAACAUAAUAUACUGGCCAAACUGCGUAGUUGUCUUGUGUGGCUAUUGUUUCUGAGUGGAUGCCAGCUUUUUAGAUGUCCCAAAAAAUUCCUUCUUUUUGGUAGGGAGACAGAACGUUAUAUUCCAAUUCCCUGAUCUUUGGACAUCUUUAGUACUCUUAAUUAAAUGGUAGGGAAAAAACGCGUCUUAAAACCAAGUACCCUUUUCUGUCAGUUAGCUAGGAAAUUUAUCGCUAACUUUCUAGGAAAGGCGGAAAUUUUAUCUGAAAAGAGUAGAAUUGGUACUCAAUGUUUUGCCAAAAGUUAGCCAGUAUUUUGUGCUUAACUCUCUUUUUUGCUUCCCAUUAUAAUCUAACCUCGGCUUCACCGAUGUAUAAAUAAAGAAGAAAACACAGGUUAAAAGCGUUUUAAAAAUUGGAAUGGACGCAAUAAUGGAAUCGUCCAUAAACUAACGACCGGACGCCUAAUAAAUGUUUAUCAGUACAGAAAAUAAGUUUUGGUUAAAAUUGUUGCUUUUAAACGCUUUGAAAAAUAAAGUUUUUAUUUGCCAGUUAUUUUCACUUUCUGUUAGAGUGCACUUCAGAGGAAACCCAAAAAGUAGGUUGUCUACAUGGAGGAUCCUGUUUUGCUGUCGAAAUCGCAGGAGCAAGGCAUACAGCUUGUCACUGUACAGCAGAGUUUACAGGCAAAAGAUGUCAAUAUCAGGCGGUUGAUCCAGAGCUUCUUAGCAGUGGACACUAA
Messenger RNA from Porites lobata, 1287 nucleotides. Lineage: Eukaryota; Metazoa; Cnidaria; Anthozoa; Scleractinia; Poritidae. The record is from the annotation of a GenBank genome assembly.